This is a messenger RNA of Phanerochaete carnosa HHB-10118-sp, 1917 nucleotides long. RefSeq lists its product as uncharacterized. Gene Ontology annotation, cellular component: Ino80 complex. The coding region runs from base 85 to 1578 and encodes 497 amino acids. Lineage: Eukaryota; Fungi; Basidiomycota; Agaricomycetes; Polyporales; Phanerochaetaceae. The transcript has 9 exons. The record is from RefSeq and is a predicted model, not a curated record.
GCUACACGACUCGGGCGUCUCGACAAUACCGGGUCAGUACUACGGUGCCUCGUGUAUCGCUCCUCUUCCCCCGUAGUCUCCUUCAUGGCGUCAUCCAGUUCUACAGACCCUGUCCUCACACCAACCCGUGUGCAGUCCUGGAAUCCUCAGCAGGUCAACACGCCACCCCAGUACCUCGGCAGAAAGACGCUGCCCAUCAAGCGCGCCGACGGAGAGCCUCUCACUCGCGCAGACAUUCAGUAUGACCUCCUCUAUUUCAUCUUUGCAGACCCAAGCCGGGUCUUUGUCGACUACAUGGCCCCUGGGAAACCGCAUGUCAAUUUUUGUGACCUCUAUGUCAACGCACUCUUCAACUCCAGCAAGUGCUCCAAGGUGCUCAAGGACAAGAUGGUCGAUACCCCAGAGUUUGCCAUCGAAUUCGCCAAAAUUGCGCUUUUAACAAACGUGGGCCGUAUUAAUACGACCAUGGCUUUUUUUCAUGAAAUGAAGACUCCCCUCCGCAGUUACCACCCGGUUCCUUCGCUGCAGAAGUCAGACGGCAAUCUGCAGGAUGCUCCGCGCAUCAAGAACUGUCUCAAAGCGGCCCUGCUUCCCUUCGAGUUUAAGACCCCUCCUCCAAGCACUCCCAAUGAAAUCCGUGAAAAGGCGCGCGCUGGGCAGCUUCCCCCGACCAGCGUCGUGAACCUCAUUUUCGUCCUUUCUAACGCACAGCAUGCUAUGCAAAUUGCCCAGACGCACUUUGAACCACCCGUAGAGUUUCUUGACCUUUUCCUUCCCAUCAACCUCUCCUCUGCCUCGCGUGCGAAGGCCUUCCUUUGGCUCGUGUACCAUUAUUUGUCGGCAUCAGACACUCCUAACCCGUUCGAUGACGACUACUCGCGUGCAAACCCAGGUAAGGUGCCGAGGAUGGUCAGUCUCUCGCGCGAGGAGACGCAACGAGAGAACGUCGACCCGUCGGAUGAAGUCGACUGGGGAAAGCAUAUGUCUUCUCUCCGGGUCAGGUUCCUGAAGGAGCUCAUGGACGAGAGCGAGGCUGAGAAGCGGCGCAAACGGGACGCGCAGAUGGUGCCUCCCGUCUCUUCGUCGUUCUCGGCGGCCAUGUAUUCAGGAGAUAUUACGAGCGGCCGACCCUCGCAGACUCAAGGUGCCGGUAGUUCUGGAGGCGAAGGCAGCAGGGGAUCGUCGUACGGACACGAGGUUCAAUCACAUCCCCAAGCCAUUCAGCAGCCCGUGCCUCGUCCUGCCGCUACCGUCGGGCCCCCGCAGGCAGGUGGAUCUGGACAAGAGGAUCAGUCGCAGGAUCGCACUAUGUUGCAGCACGCCUGGCACGUUGUACAAACGACCGAUCCCCUCGCUGAUUCAGACGGGGAGCAAGACGAGCACGUCAGACGGGAGUAUGGUAAGUCUCACUGCUGCCAUCUGCGCCGCGGCGGAACAGACCCGCUGAUAUCACCGCCUUACGCUCGCAGGCAAACGCCUGCGCAUCUUGUCUCGUCUCCGCGGCAAGGACCCGACACCCCCGCCCGGUGGCCCGGCGCCCGGCGUGCCCCAGUAUCAGAGCCAGUUUCAGGGAGCUAACCACGCGGGACCAAGCCAGGAAUCGACAGGCAGGCUGCGGCAGGUAACAUGGGAAUGAGAGUGCAGCGAAAAUGGUUGCGCACCCUUCCGUGAUGAACGUGUCGGCGGAAAGCCGCGUUGAAAUACAUAACCCCUUCGCGCCGAGAUAGAAUUGCCGCUAGACAUACACUGACAGCACAUCUCUGAAUUCUCUCACCGGUUGUCUUAUCCUACACAACUUGUACGUAACGUUUGCUCUCCGUACAGGUGGCUGGACGCCUGUCGGUUGUACAUAUCAUCCCCACGGGGCACGCGAUUUACCAUAGUGGCGUCAUGGCGGCGUGCCUGCCGCUAAAAACU